Amoebophrya sp. A25 is the source of this 995-nucleotide messenger RNA. NCBI's taxonomy places the organism in Eukaryota, Dinophyceae, Syndiniales, Amoebophryaceae. The record is from the annotation of a GenBank genome assembly.
ACCAGAAGCACUUGGUACAAACCAAGUGCGUGAAGCAAGUGUAUAUUUUGGCGACCAUUGGGAUUUUGUCGAAUUGUCGUCUUCCCGCGCACGGAAACGAUAUGCUGGAGCUAGUGCGCUACGUGAACAUCGCGAUUGAAGAUUAAGGCCUUAUUCAAAUCCAUCUCCCUCAGUACCCAAAUCCAUCUCCCUCAUUACCCAAAUCCAUCGUUCCUGAUCGUUUCCCUUCCAUCCGCCUCACUAGGCUUAGCAGUUCCACGGCCGCCCCUCGGGGUACAUUUGUGAAACUGUACCGUCCCGCUGGUGGUCAAAGAGUACCACUGUAGGGACGUCAAUCAAUCAAUCCAUCUCCCCAUGAGCAUCUUGGAACUCAUUGUUCCACAACGGGAGAACAGCUCCAUGUCCAAGAUGAGUCCUAAUAUGGAUUUGGGCGAGCAGCUCUAAGAAGAGUACCAAAGGAACCUUUUAGCCUAUGUGGGCUUAACGGAAGCAACGCGAAAGCUGCAAGACGCCAGGACUAGCAUUGUGUUACGUCGCACCCAUGAAAAUUUCAACUUGGAAGACGCCAAUCCACAUGGCGGAAAGACGGGUUUUAAUAUCGAGCUCCUGCAGGAGUUGAGAUCCGACGUUGAUCGUCGUUUUUUCGCCAACCACUUUGCGAAUCAGAUGCUACGGUUAAUGCGCAAUCCUCUUGUGGAGCAUACGGUUUUUCUCACUGACGAGGUGUGCGUCCGGCACGGACAUGCCGGGACUGUUGUGACGGAUGGCACAGAAGACGAGGAGGAGUUCAAGGUUAAGGGGAAUGAAUGUCGACUCAUCUUUGUUUGGAGCAUCAACAUUCUAUCUUGGGUACAGGACAAGUUUUCAAGUACUCGGAAAAAAUAUUUCAAAGAUGUUAAAAAUCCUCUAUAAAAGAAGUGUAAUUCUAAGUGCCUUGUCUGAAACCUUCUACCUAACCUAUCUAAAAACUACAAGGCGAAGAAGGUUAACACUGG